Lathyrus oleraceus (garden pea) is the source of this 660-nucleotide messenger RNA. RefSeq names its product rac-like GTP-binding protein RHO1. The coding region runs from base 205 to 585 and encodes 126 amino acids. Gene Ontology annotation, molecular function: GTPase activity; GTP binding. Lineage: Eukaryota; Viridiplantae; Streptophyta; Magnoliopsida; Fabales; Fabaceae. The record is from RefSeq and is a predicted model, not a curated record. Gene Ontology annotation, biological process: small GTPase-mediated signal transduction. The transcript has 5 exons.
ACAUUUCAAAUUUCUCAAAAUAAAAUAAAAAAUAAUCACAGGAGCUACGAAUUUGUUGGGAGUUUGUAUGAACGAACGAUUGAACGCCAAAUUCUCGCCCCCCCAAGAUGUCUACUUGAAACAGAACCAACUGGAGGAGAGGGUCCUCAGGUCAAGAUCUGAGGCUUUUUUUGGCUUUUCCUUUUCCACAAAUUAGUUUAAAAGAUGAGCGCUUCUAGGUUUAUCAAAUGUGUUACUGUUGGUGAUGGAGCUGUCGGCAAAACUUGUUUGCUUAUUUCAUACACCAGCAAUACUUUCCCCACGGAUUAUGUGCCGACAGUUUUUGACAAUUUCAGUGCGAAUGUGGUUGUUAAUGGGAGCAUUGUUAAUCUGGGUUUGUGGGAUACUGCUGGACAAGAGGAUUAUAACAGAUUAAGACCAUUGAGUUACCGUGGUGCCGAUGUUUUCAUAUUGGCUUUCUCUCUCAUAAGCAAGGCUAGUUAUGAAAAUGUCUCCAAAAAGUGGAUUCCAGAGUUGAAGCAUUAUGCACCUGGUGUCCCCAUAAUUCUGGUUGGGACAAAGCUUGGUAUGUUUGUUGCUGCAUAAUGUGAUAUUCAUAUGCGGAUGCCGUUUUCUCUAUAUUUAUAUAUGGUAUUAGUCAUGGUUUAUGUUUAGGUGAAA